Messenger RNA from Kwoniella shivajii, 1350 nucleotides. RefSeq lists its product as uncharacterized. The coding region runs from base 1 to 1350 and encodes 449 amino acids. The transcript is spliced from 3 exons. Lineage: Eukaryota; Fungi; Basidiomycota; Tremellomycetes; Tremellales; Cryptococcaceae. The record is from RefSeq and is a predicted model, not a curated record.
AUGUCACGACCUCAUUCUUCACUUUCAGAAUUCUCCAUCCUUUCUUCGCUCGAUGCUUUGUCUAUCGCGUCUACUGGCCAAUCAUCCCGACGCGCAUCAUCCGCCUCUCAGAUCCUCCAUCCUUCAUCUCACGUCAGCUUUCCUCGAUCAUCCCUUUCAUCAGACGAAUACGAGCAUGUGUUCUUGUCCCAAACAUCAGAUCAUGGUUUAUCAUCACCCUCUUUAUCGGGGAUGGAGGCUUCCUCCCUCGAAUCAAGUCAUGAAGAGGCUGAAGAGCUGCGUGGGAGAAAGUCAGCUUCCGCCAAGAGGAGGGAAAGGAAGAAGAAGCUAAUAGCUGGAGAGAAAGAGCGAGCUGCGCAAGGUAUACCUUCCACUAGGGCAUUAAUGACAACACAAAGUGAGAUACCGCAUACCCCUAAAGCCAAACAACCCAGCCACACAAGUCAUCUCGAACAAACACCUGGUCCUUCGACUCCUCGCCCGCCAUCAUCUCUCGCUUCCUCUGGCGUUCUUAUCAGUCAGUCUGAUGACUUACUCCAACCCACUCAUCGAAAAACUAGAAGAGGGGGAAAGAGAGCUCGUCGACGGGUAGAGAAUCGUGGAUUGGCCAUAGAGGCAUCAGAGGUAGAUGACGAGCUUUUCGCUGAUGACGAUACCACUUUACCAACGUCUUCAGCUAGAACCAGUAGAUCAGGUACUCCCGUGAGAGUGUCUGUGGAUCAAGCUUCGGAAUGUUCAGCGGAUGGAGCAUCACACAUACUUGAUGAUGAGGAAGAUGAGGUCGAUGCCCUCUCUGCCUUAGAAGAUGAGCUUGGAACUCCGCCUAGUAAGAGAAUGGCAGGAAGUAUGAUGAGUGCUGAGGAUGCUGCGUCGUCUAUUGACAGUUUCCUUUCCGAUCCCAGGAAUUUCAUGACCAUCAAAGCAAACAAGCUUCGUCUUUGGCAAUCACUUUGCAUCGAGCUUGGUCUCGUCAAUUUAGCAGGCGACGAACUUCCCGAUCUUCCUACCGUGGUCUGCGCCCCUACACCACCUCGACCAAGAGAAACUACUCCUGAGCCAGCUCAACCAUUUGUUCCUAAGAAACACCAGCUUCCGGAAACUCUCACUCAAGCGAGAAGAAUACUCAAGGAUCACGCGCAUGUCAAUCUAGUAGAUUACCUUGAGGCAAGAAAAUUCUGCCCUCCUGCAUAUGUCGGUGCUUAUCAAGGUCUACUUUAUCCUUCCACCAGCGCAAUGAAGAAAUACACAAGACAUCGAGGAAAAUUCGCCGAGAAGGAAUUGGUCAGAGCGGAAUGGCUGGAACCUUUGAUGAAAGACUUUGGGGUUAGAAAAGCUAAAGGAUUAGCGUAA